Messenger RNA from Eleginops maclovinus (Patagonian blennie), 1623 nucleotides. RefSeq lists its product as uncharacterized. The record is from RefSeq and is a predicted model, not a curated record. Bases 143 to 1135 code for a protein of 330 amino acids. The transcript is spliced from 9 exons. Lineage: Eukaryota; Metazoa; Chordata; Actinopteri; Perciformes; Eleginopidae.
CCGAUGAAGAGAGGCGAGGAUUGUAGAGAAGAAGUCCUGUUCCUGUUUACAUGUCAGACGUGAAGCUGAAGUUUAGUCAGCAGGAGGCUAGACUAACCGUCAGAAUGUGAGCUGCGGAUCGUGCAGGUUGUUCCGAAAGGGAAUGGACGAGAUAAGUCCUUUGUUGGGCAACCAGAAUUCUGGGCAUCCACAGGAAGAUCCAGACCUUCUGUCUCCAAACUUGAGGCCCAGACACCGGGAGCUGAUCCCCACACCAUGUGGACCGAUAAAGCCCUGGUCGGAGCUGUCAUGUCUGCUCAGGCUCUACUUCUGCUUCACCAUAGCGUCUCUGCUGGCGCUGCUCAGCCUCACCCUGUACAGCGUCUACCAGCAGCACAUGGAUGUGGAUCCGACCAAUGAGGACAACUUCACUGUGUCUCUCAUCCAGAUGGUUGGAAUAUUGUUCUGCAUCUACUACAUCAGCCGGGGGGUGUUGCAGGAGAACAGGCAGGAGCUGGUGGUGUUCGUGCUCAGCAUGCUGUUGGUGAUGGUUCGAUCCAUAGUCAACUUCUCAGUGCUGGAGCCAAAGAGCAAGCAGGAGCUGCUGGUUCGUUUUGUGUGCAUCAUAUGUCUGGGCGUGAUCCACGUCUGCUGCACCACGCUGCUCAUCCAGAGGCCCAACGCUAUGGCAUUCCGUGUGGGCGGGGCCUUGGAGAGCCUCCAGGAGCAAUACUUCUUGCUGAACCUGUGUUUCUCAAUGGUGACCUUUGACCUUCAGGCUCAGUUGUGUCUAUGUAUCCUCAUCACGACGUCGGAGGUGGCCAUGUCUGCUCAGAACACCAUCAUCCUGGCAGUGGGAGUGGUGUGGGCUUGCCUGACGGCCGCUGUCGGGGCAGUUGCAGUUUUGAAGGAAGCCAAGGUCCUUGUGUGGGUCUUCAUGGUGCAGAACCUUCCUCAACUGGCCUUCUUUGUUUAUAUUGUAUACACGGUGGUAACCAUAUGGUUCCAGGACAGAACAUUUACUCUGGAGGCAGCUGCCAUCACAGGAGCUUUGAUUUCCCUGGUGAUUAAAGUGGUUUUGCUCUGGGGCCUCAUCAGACUGGUGCACAGCUUUGGUCAAGGCCUGAGAGAGAGGAUGAUGGCCCCCGGCAAGUGAUAAAACAUCCAGUGCUCGUGGACCAAGGACACAGCUGCAUGCUGAGGGCCCGGCAUUAGGAAGCCCUCUGAGCAGGAGCUUUCCUUUCCCUAACGUGUGCGGAGUACUGCAUAUUUUAUUUUAGCUAACUCUCCUUUUUCCAUCUACAGGAUGUAAAGCAUCACAACUGAAUACGGAAAAUGCCUUUGUAGCUAUUGUUCUGACUGUGAUGCACAUUGUGAUCUUAAUCCUUAGUGGUUGUACUGUGUGUAAAAGCCAAAUACUUUCAAAUGCAGACAUAUUUUCCAACUUGAAAAUGAUAUAAUCUCGAAAGGUCUAACGUUUUAAUUCCAGUAAAUUACAUGUGAAUGUUGACUGACUUUAGUUUGCUUUUUGAAAUCUAAUCGUUCAUCCUAAAUCUUGUGACUACUACUUGUUUAUGCAACACUGGACUCUUUUUUUUUAAUGACUCCCUUUUUUGCACUCUUCUAAAUAAAUGAUUAAAACAA